Molecule: messenger RNA, 3707 nt
Organism: Cylicocyclus nassatus
Lineage: Eukaryota; Metazoa; Nematoda; Chromadorea; Rhabditida; Strongylidae
Source: the annotation of a GenBank genome assembly
GGACAUUACGAUGCGACUUGUGUGGACAUCGUCGAUUCACACUGAUUUACAUAUUUCCAGCCGACUUGUGUGACUCUUUAUCGCCACCAUGGGUCACAACCCUGGUGUUCUCGAUGAGAUUGAUCUCAAUACGCUCAAGGAUCCGGCCGGUAUUUUUGAACUCAUAGAAGUAGUCGGCAACGGAACUUACGGGCAAGUAUACAAGGGCCGUCAUGUAAAAACUUCACAACUUGCUGCAAUCAAGAUCAUGAAUAUAAAUGAAGAUGAGGAAGAAGAAAUUAAACUUGAGAUAAAUAUGCUGAAAAAGUACUCCUAUCAUCGAAAUAUCGCCACUUACUAUGGUGCUUUCAUCAAAAAAUUGCCCUCAUCAACUGGAAAACACGAUCAACUGUGGCUAGUUAUGGAAUUCUGUGGAAGUGGAUCUGUUACCGAUCUCGUGAAGAGCAGCAAAGCAUCUUCAAUCAAGGAAGACUGGAUAGCUUACAUCUGUCGCGAAAUCUUAAGAGGUCUAUAUCACUUGCAUCAAAAUAAGGUCAUUCAUCGAGACAUCAAAGGACAAAAUGUACUACUUACGGAUAACGCUGAGGUGAAGCUUGUUGACUUUGGAGUUUCUGCACAGUUGGACAAAACAGUUGGAAGAAGGAAUACCUUCAUUGGGACUCCAUACUGGAUGGCUCCUGAAGUGAUCGCAUGCGACGAAAAUCCGGAAGCGACUUACGAUUCACGCUCAGACUUAUGGUCUCUAGGUAUAACUUCUCUGGAAAUGGCCGAGGGUCAUCCACCACUUUGUGACAUGCAUCCCAUGCGAGCUCUAUUUCUCAUUCCACGUAAUCCGCCUCCUCGAUUGAAACGAUCGAAGAAGUGGACUAAGAAGUUUGAGUCGUUCAUAGAAACUGUGCUCGUGAAGGAUUAUCAGCAGAGGCCCUACACUGAUCAGCUUCUCCGCCAUCCCUUCAUCAGGGAUCAGCCUCCUGAGAGGAGCAUCAGAAUCUCAAUCAAAGAUCACAUCGAUAGGCACCGUCGUAUCAACAAGAAAGAUGAUACGGAAUAUGAGUACUCGGGCAGCGAUGACGAUGAACCAAACCAUUCAAAGCCUCUUCUUUCUCAUCGCGAUGACUCGGAAGCAGCAUCGAUGAUCCCGGUUGACAACACCUUGAGAAAAGGUUUUCAACGAAUUCAAGAGGCUAGUCGAGGCGCUUUCGAGUACGCUGGCGCUCAGCAGCUGAAAAGAGUAACUACGAAUAUACCAGGACACGAACGGCCACCUACUGGAAGCCCUCACCACCAUGUGUUUAGGUAUGGAGCCGACGGUCGUAGUCGUGAGGAAGCCGUUAAGAUCCGUGCGCAAGCUGCGGUAAAUCGACCCGUAGCAGGGAGCGAUCGUCGUAGGGAAGCGGAAAGACGCCAGCGACCGGCUAGUCACCAUCAGCGCUCUCCAUUGCAAUCUCAUCCAGCUGCUCCUCAUCUCGCAGAUCUUGCUAACUAUGAUAGGCGCCGACAGUCUGAACGGGAAGGUAGAGAGAGGGAUAGAAGUGUCGCUAAUGAGCGUCUGAGUCAUAGAAACGAUAUGCCAGUUGCUCGUGUAGCGGCAAACAUCAUAGCCAGUCCAUUGCGCAAACUGAGUGAGCCGGUGCUCCAUCAACAACAAUCUAGGCCCGAAGAUCUGGAUGCGCUUGCUUGUGAAUUAUCGCGAAUGGGUGGCUCUACAGGAAACAGUGGUGGCGUUUCUCCUCCACCUCCUGCACCACCGCCGCGUGAUGCUUCCAUCGCAAGCGUCAACGAUGAAGAUGAUGACUCGUUGGGAGGAGGAACGUUGCGUGGUCCCAACAAGCCUUUACCUCCAACACCAACGGGAGGCUCACCACCAUCCGACAUCUCUAAUCAGGACACACUUCCCCCUCAAAAAAGGAACAAGGACGUCGUACUGAGACCUAGCAUGGUGAAGGCUGCUAGUAUGCCUGAUCAAUCCUCCAGCACUCCUCCGACGGAAUUUGGUUUGGGUGAAAGCUCAUCCGAAAGCGAAGACGAUGUUCACGAGCUUCAUGCUUCUGUACGGCGAUCAUCGGCCACCAAUCCUCUUCUCCCAACUGUUUCUUCUUCCCGCUGUAAUGCUCCUUUGGCUUUGCCAGAUCUGUUGCCCAAAACUCGUGAUGCCAACAAAUUUGAUGAACAACGUAUAUGUGAUGCCCCUGUCGAAGAGUCCGAAAGAGUGGCAAAUGCAUGCACUAAUGGAUCGAAAAUUGCUUUGCAUCAACAACCACUCACAUCGAGAGAUCGGGAAAAGUCGUUUGUCGGAUUCUUCGGUACAGGAGCCGUGUUGGGAGCUGGCACUGUGAAUCGUCCUGGGAGAGCACAAGAUGCCAGUCAUGUGCAGGUCAAUGUAAACCCAAGCUCUCAAAACGGAGCGCACUUGGAGUCGGAUGCGCCUGAAAUACGGAAGUAUAAGAAGAAAUUCAGUGGAGAAAUUUUAUGUGCUGCAUUAUGGGGUGUCAAUUUGUUGAUAGGUACCGACAGUGGUCUUAUGCUACUGGAUCGUAGUGGCCAAGGCAAAGUAUAUCAGUUGAUAAACCGACGUCGCUUUGAGCAAAUGGCUGUACUGGAAGGACAAAAUAUACUUAUCACAAUUUCUGGAAGAAAGCGGAGAAUAAGAGUGUACUAUCUAAGCUGGCUGAAGCAGAAAAUUUUGAGAACCGAAGGCUCUGCAUCAGGGGUACCAGCGGAGAAGCGUAAUGGAUGGGUGAAUGUUGGCGAUUUACAAGGCGCAAUCCACUUCAAAAUUGUUCGCUACGAACGCAUCAAGUUCUUAGUUGUUGGCUUAGAGAACAGCAUUGAAAUAUAUGCUUGGGCACCUAAGCCAUAUCACAAGUUCAUGAGUUUCAAGUCUUUCGGAUCAUUAUCUCAUUUGCCACUGAUCGUUGAUUUGACGGUAGAAGAUAACGCUCGUCUCAAAGUGCUAUAUGGCUCACAUGAAGGAUUUCACGCCAUUGACCUUGACUCAGCUGCGAUAUAUGAUAUCUACACUCCUCCUAAUCCACAGCAAAAUAUGGUGCCACACUGCAUCGUUGUGCUUCCGAACAGUAAUGGAAUGCAACUGUUGCUUUGCUACGACAAUGAGGGUGUUUAUGUCAAUACUUACGGAAAGAUGUCAAAGAAUGUCGUGUUACAAUGGGGAGAGAUGCCCAGCAGUGUUGCCUACAUCUCAACUGGGCAAAUAAUGGGUUGGGGAAAUAAAGCAAUUGAGAUCCGCUCGGUCGAUACGGGUCACCUAGAUGGUGUAUUUAUGCAUAAGAAAGCGCAAAAGCUCAAGUUUUUGUGUGAGCGUAAUGACAAGGUGUUCUUCUCUUCAGCGAAGGGUGGCGGUUCUUGCCAAAUUUAUUUCAUGACCCUUAAUAAGCCGGGUCUCUCGAACUGGUAGCUGCUUUCGCUUUUUUUCGCGAUUCUUUCAAUAUUCUUCUUCUGUACAUAAGAUCAACAUUGCUCACCUAACACUGCUGUAUCACGCAUCGCUUUAUGGUCCGUGAAUCAUAUAUUCGACUCUUGGAUUCACUUUUUAGCUAAGCUAUAUUUUAAAAUAGAUGUGAAGUUUUAGGUGUUUAUGUGUAUAUGAUUGUUCGGUGCGGAAUGUAUUCCUUAGAUACUUUCUGAAAUGAAUAAUUCUAAAGCGGUUUAUAUCUGUUGAAGAUUUAAUAAAUUGUUGCAUUCCCCUU